UCAAUUUAAAUGCCCUGCAAUACCUGAAGUGAAACAUCGAAAUGUCGCUAUCUUUGUGGUAGAAACUUGUUAACAAUUGUCAAUUAGCAAUUAGAUGUUAUUUAAAGUAUAUAGUGAAAUUCCGAUUUACGUUUGAUAGUCAUGAGUAACAAGUAAAAUAUGCAGUGAAUUUCCUAGUAAAUUUUGUAGUAUUUCGAGUGAUAGUGUCCAUCAGUUUAUGAAUGAAAACAAGAGAAUGAACUUCAAAAUGAAGCUGAUAGUGACUUCGAUUUUUUUUGUUAUUGUGUUUGUUUCGUGUGAAGAUUUAAAUGAGAAAAUCAACGAAGCACUUUGUCAAUUGGGAUGCCACGAAAAUGUACCUCCUAUGUGCUCUGCUUCCGAAUUUUGUGAAUGUAGUAAUGAAACUUAUUCAGAAGAAGAUUCUUUAGAUUGGACUCCUGAAAAUACCCACGAAAACCUCAAUUUGAAAUGUAAAUCUCAAGAUAUGUUUCAUGUAGAAUGGAAAAAUGAAAAUGAAUUUUCGAAUAAGAGUAAAAUUGCUUAUUUUUUACACAUAUCUUACAACGAAAAAAACAUUUUCACAGAAGUGAUUUUCUGUAAUUAUUACAGUAUUUCAAAGGUUUCCCCUAAUGAAACAUACAAAGUAACUCUUUGGGCAGUGGAUGGAACGAAUGUUUCAUUUUCGAAUACUUUAACAGUUAAAACACCAGAAAAAGGAAGAAUACCUCUGCCAGUUCCUAACGUAACCGUCAGUCUUAUACCCAAUGGUGCCAAGUAUGAAGCUGAGAUUGAAUGGAGUCCUGCAGAAGAUUUAUCUUGUUAUUAUGAAAUAGUUCUGUUUUGCAUGCAUUCUGGACAUAGAUUUAAUCCAGCCCCAGCUCCUGAAUACUUCGAAUUAAUUGAUGCAUUGGAUCUUUUCAAGCUCAAUCUGAACGAUUUGGAAUUUGGGUAUGACUAUGCACUAACAAUAAAAGCCCAAUCGGCAGAAUUUGAAGAGGAAAGUCGAAAUAAAACUGUAGAGAUUAUUGUGCCAACAUGUUUGGAAACUUACGAAAACCUAACAAUAUGUGAGCCCCCACAGCCAGAAAACCUAACAAUCGAAGAAAUCCAGCUAGCACCUGCAAUCUACGACAUCCACAUCAACUGGUCCAAACCCAGUCUGCUACCGGAUUAUUAUGUGGCCAAAUUGAGCAUUCUAAACAAGAGUGUCGAUACGAGCACUAUGCCCACCCUGAACAUGUCAGGGGAAGCCACAAGCGCCACCUUCAAGCACGUCGAGCUAACCUCCUACUACCAGGUCCACCUGCAGGCCUUCUCCAAAGCCGGCGGUAGUUUCACAGCGGUUCGGGACCGGCUCUCGAUGCACCCCCUGAGGAUACCCGCCAUGCCGGACGAGAAAUACCAAAAUUUGAAAAUUCUCCUGAUCGUUCUUUUUUCUGUAGGAUCCACUUCGGUGGUGAUAGCUGUCCUGGUGCCUAUGAUACAGCGACGCUUCGGCCGGAACGUCUCCAAGUUCGACACCACAGCAGAGGACCAAAGUUUUAGUCAAAUAGACCAAUACAGUUACCCUCCACAAGUCUUAUAUACGGCAGAUAAAUGGCAUAUCAAUUUUGAUGAUGUUACUUUCAAAGCAGUUAUAGGAGAAGGAGCUUUCGGUGUCGUGUGGCAGGCAAAUAUUGGCGAAAAAACAGUUGCAUGUAAAAUUUUAAAAGAAAACGCAAGUGCAGAUGAAGUCCGUCAGCUCAAUCAAGAAAUAGACAUAAUGAAGCAAGUAGGACCUCACCCCAACAUUGUUUCUAUAAUAGGGUACAUCACCCGAAAAGUCCAUAAUGGUCCAAUAUUGGUAGUGGAAUUUUGCCCAAAGGGCAGUCUUCUAUCGUACUUGAGGGAGAUCUACACUAAUAUCGAAUAUAGAUUGAGAAGGAUACAAAUGGAGGAAUCUGAACAAGGUCCCAACGAUUUCACCAAUCAAUUGUAUACGUUCGAUUGGAAGCAGCUAAAUGAAGAACUCACUCUCACCAAAACUGAUAUGAUAUCGUUCGGCAGGCAAAUAGCUAGUGGAAUGGAAUACCUAUCAAGCCAAAAAGUCCUGCACAGAGACUUGGCUGCAAGGAACAUACUGAUGAUGGACGACAAAACCGUGAAAGUAUCUGAUUUUGGGCUUAGCCGUGACGUGUACAUGGACAGCAUCUACUGCAAGACAACCAAUGGCAAGCUUCCUCUACGUUGGAUGGCCUUGGAGUCCCUCACCCACCAGAUCUACACCAGUCAAAGCGAUGUUUGGUCCUUUGGGAUUCUGAUGUGGGAGAUAUCGUCCUUGGGGGCUAUCCCCUAUCCUGGAGUGGAAACGCAAGAAUUACUUGCGAUGUUGAACAGAGGAGAACGGAUGGGAAAACCAGAGUUGUGUCCGGAUGAACUGUAUGCACUCAUGAUCAACUGCUGGAAUGAAUCGCCUAGUGAUCGCCCAACUUUCACUUCAUUGAAAGAAGCCUUCGAAAGAAUGCUGUCAGAAGACAUAUUGUAUUUGCAAAUAGCCUUCAAUUGAGGGUUUAUAAUUGAAGCUUCAUUCGAUUUCUCUGAUCUCUUCUUAAUUGUUUUUAGUCACAUUUAUGUCGUGAUGUUAUAGGAAAUAUAAUGAAUUAAAUUUGAGAGAAUCUCCAAAAACUGCCAGAAUAUGAAGUUACUCUGCCUAUUUGAUUAUUUACAUAAAUAAUCAACAGUUAUAAUAUGACUUUGGAUGUGAGUAAUACACAUUUGUCUUUUAAACCAUUUAUUCUUCAUAUUUUAUAUUAAUAAUUUAUUUUUUACUUAUUUAAUGUAUCGCCAAAUUUUCAUAUACUGUAUUAUAAAAAUAAACUUGAUCCAACCA
Molecule: messenger RNA, 2869 nt
Organism: Harmonia axyridis
Lineage: Eukaryota; Metazoa; Arthropoda; Insecta; Coleoptera; Coccinellidae
Gene: tor
Product: tyrosine-protein kinase receptor torso-like
Exons: 13
Coding region: 218-2545 (775 amino acids)
Biological process (GO): multicellular organism development; protein phosphorylation; cell surface receptor protein tyrosine kinase signaling pathway
Cellular component (GO): signaling receptor complex
Molecular function (GO): protein binding; ATP binding; transmembrane receptor protein tyrosine kinase activity
Source: RefSeq, a predicted model, not a curated record